Messenger RNA from Perognathus longimembris pacificus (Pacific pocket mouse), 284 nucleotides. RefSeq names its product transcription elongation factor 1 homolog. The coding region runs from base 30 to 281 and encodes 83 amino acids. Gene Ontology annotation, cellular component: transcription elongation factor complex. The transcript has a single exon. NCBI's taxonomy places the organism in Eukaryota, Metazoa, Chordata, Mammalia, Rodentia, Heteromyidae. The record is from RefSeq and is a predicted model, not a curated record. Gene Ontology annotation, molecular function: RNA polymerase II complex binding. Gene Ontology annotation, biological process: transcription elongation by RNA polymerase II.
GCGAGUCGGGAUUCUACCUAACUGCAGCUAUGGGACGCAGAAAGUCCAAACGCAAGCCGCCUCCCAAGAAGAAGAUGACAGGCACCCUGAAGACCGAGUUCACCUGUCCCUUCUGUAACCACGAGAAGUCUUGCGAUGUGAAAAUGGACCGUGCCCGCAAAACGGGAGUCAUCUCUUGUGCCGUGUGCCUCGAGGACUUUCAGACACCCAUCACUCAUCUGUCAGACCCCGUGGAUGUGUACAGUGAUUGGAUAGACGCCUGUGAGGCGGCCACUGAGUAGACG